AUGGAAGCUCAAAAAAUUCCGCCAAAUCCCCAAACCCUAAUCCAUCCCAAGAAGCCCAGAUCCACGCACCGGAUCAAAGCCCUCGACCUCCCGCCGGAAAUCACCAUGGAAAUCCUCCUGCGCCUCCCCGUCAAAUCCCUCCUGAGAUUCAGGUCCGUCUCCAAAUCAUGGCUCGCCCUUAUCUCCAGCUCCCAAUUCAUCAAGGCCCACCUCGGAAUCUCGGCCAGCAGCCCAACUAUGGCCAACCACCGCCUCAUGCUCACGAUCUGCAACCCUAAUUUCGACCUGAAGCAGUGUUCGAUCAAAUCCGUGUUCUUCGACCCACUCACAGCUGCGAGCAACAUCGAGUACCCGAAGGAAGACCCGUACAGCGCCGUUUGGGUCGUCGGGUCCGUCAACGGGUUGGUCUGUCUCGCCAUGGACGAGAAGGACAUGUUUUUAUGGAACCCGGCGACUGGAGAACACAGGAAACUGCCCCCCGUGGCCAUUAAAUUGAGGCAGGGGUUUUACUACAUAUGGGGCUUCGGCCAUGACGAGGUAGACGACGAUUACAAGGUGGUGGGCAUUUUCUGUGAGUUUGGAAAUGGGGGCCUGCACAAGUCUACUGUAAUGAUCUAUAGUUUGAAGGCCAAUUCAUGGAAAAUGAUUGAGGAUUUCAAAGGAGGAAUCCCCCUUGACGACACGGGUAAAUUCGCCAGCGGGAGACUUCAUUUUCCGGCCACACCUGGGCUCGGUGAGCGGAGAUGGGACAUUGUGUCUCUUGACUUGAGGAACGAGGCUUACGGGACUGUCGGGCAGCCGGAGUACAGAGAUGGAGGAAUGGGUUCUUCUUUGGGGGUUUUGGGAGAUUGCCUCUGUGUCGUUUGUGACUUUGAGAAGGUCCGCACCGACGUGUGGGUUUUGAGGGAGUAUGGGAAUGAAGAUUCUUGGUAUAAAGUGGUCACGAUUCCUUACGUUGAGGACCCGAGGAAUUUCUUGCAUACGAAGCCAUUGACUGUGCUGCCGAGUGGCGAAGUUCUUUUGGCCGUGGGUUUGAAUCUUGUGGUUUAUGACCCGAGAGCUAAUUGUUUCAGGCGGCCAGGGAUGAGUAAUGUGGGUUUGUUCUUGGAAGUGGAUGUUUAUGUCGAGAGUUUGGUUCCGGUUUAA
This is a messenger RNA of Striga hermonthica, 1146 nucleotides long. NCBI's taxonomy places the organism in Eukaryota, Viridiplantae, Streptophyta, Magnoliopsida, Lamiales, Orobanchaceae. The record is from the annotation of a GenBank genome assembly.